AUGUCCCCGUCCUCGACGGGCGACUCUCCGCCCUCCGGCAUGGGCAACGCCUCCAUGAGACACUUCCCCGCGCAGAGUCGCGAAACAUUCACUAUUGAAAUGCCCAAUGCGACCCUGACCGCGGUCCCCAACGGCUCCCACUCCAUGAGGUCGCCAAACGACUUCAAGGUCCAGCGCACGCCCAGCAUCAGCACACCAAGCAUACAGGCGCCCUCGAUCGGCCGAGAGGGAAUCCUAGGAUCGACCAACAAGGGGCGCAACGGCUCACAGUCGAAUGAGAACCAGUCGAACGGCUUAGCAAAGCUGAUGCAGGACGAAUCUUCCAAUCCGCUCAAGCGAAGGAACACGGCGACUGACGUUGGCGUCGACUAUCCCCGGCGACGAGCCACGAUAGCUUGCGAAGUAUGUCGCUCUCGAAAAUCGAGAUGCGACGGCAACAAGCCCAAGUGCAAACUAUGCACAGAGCUGGGCGCAGAGUGUGUCUACCGCGAGCCUGGCAUCAAACUUGACGCUGGGGACAAGCUGAUCCUGGAGCGCCUAAAUCACAUCGAAAACCUUCUCCAGAUGAACAUGUCCGGCGGCCAGAUCAACGGUGUCAACCUCAACCACAACCAGGAAUCACCACCCAUGAGCAACGGAACAGGCGGCGAGAAUGGGCUCAUGUCUGGUUCGAACAACGGAUUCGUCUCGGUCAUACCAAACGGCGGCUUUGGCACGUGGACCACACAGCCAACGACGACAAACAUCAACACUAUGCCCAAGGUGCACACCAAUGCCGCGAUGCACCUCCUGCAAUGGCCACUUAUACGUGAUCUGGUCUCGCGCCCCUACGACCCGCAGAUACUGCUACAACUCGAGAUGGACAGGGAGCCGCUUCACUCGCUCACAAAGACACCUUGCGUCGACCUGUCCAACACGCAGGCCUACAUUGAGGCAUACUUUGAGCGCGUCAACGUGUGGUAUGCCUGCGUCAACCCAUACACCUGGCGCAGCCAGUACAUGACCGCCCUGUCCAACGGCUUCCGCGAGGGCCCGGAGAGCUGCAUCGUGCUCCUCGUCUUGGCGCUCGGGCAGGCCAGUCUGCGCGGCAGCAUUUCCAGAAUCAUGUCAAACGACGACCCGCCUGGUCUGCAGUACUUCACGGCCGCCUGGUCGCUGCUGCCAGGCAUGAUGACUACCAAUACCGUCUUGGCCACGCAGUGUCAUUUGCUGGCGGCCGCCUACCUGUUCUAUCUGGUGCGGCCGAUGGAGGCCUGGAACCUUCUGUGCAGCACCAGCACCAAAUUGCAGCUGCUCCUCAUGACCCCGAACCGGGUGCCACCCAAGGAAAAGGAACUUGUGGAGCGGAUCUACUGGAACGCACUCCUAUUUGAGAGCGAUCUACUUGCCGAGCUGGAUCUACCCCAUUCCGGGGUCGUGCAACUCGAAGACAACGUCGGCCUGCCCGGCGGCUUCGAGGUCGAGGAGGGCGAGGGCGUGGGCCGCGACGAGCUGUGGUACUUUCUGGCCGAGAUUGCCCUCCGACGACUGCUGAACCGGGUCAGCCAGCUCAUCUACUCCAAAGACUCCAUGGCCUCGACACAGAGCCUGGAGCCCGUCGUGGCUGAGCUCGACUACCAGCUUACGCAAUGGUACGAAAGUCUACCGCUACCAUUGCAGUUCCCCUUCACCCGAACCAUCCUACAGGACCCCGUGCAGACGGUGCUGAGACUACGGUUCUUCGCCUGCCGGACCAUCAUCUACCGGCCCUACAUCCUCGCCGUGCUGGACAAUGAGCAGGCGCUGCUGGACCCAGCGGUGCGAGAAAAUUGCCACAAGUGCCUCGAGGCCUCCAUCCGGCAACUCGAGCACAUCGGAGAGCAUCAUGCUGGUCAUAUGCCGUACAUCUGGCAAGGCGCACUGUCCAUGGUCUCGCAGACCCUUUUGGUGAUGGGGGCGUCCAUGUCACCCUCCCUGCUCAGCAUCCUCCUCACCCUCGUGCCGCAUCGAGAAGCCCUAGACCAGAUCAUCAACGAUGUCGUCAUGGAGGUUGAGCGCUACGCGUUCCUGGCGCCAAGCCUGGGUCUCGCGGCCGAGAUUAUCAAGGAGGCUGAGAUUAGGAGACGAACUUUUCUCGCUGGUUGA
This is a messenger RNA of Emericellopsis atlantica, 2124 nucleotides long. RefSeq lists its product as uncharacterized. Gene Ontology annotation, molecular function: zinc ion binding; DNA-binding transcription factor activity, RNA polymerase II-specific. Lineage: Eukaryota; Fungi; Ascomycota; Sordariomycetes; Hypocreales; Bionectriaceae. The transcript has 3 exons. The record is from RefSeq and is a predicted model, not a curated record. Bases 1 to 2124 code for a protein of 707 amino acids. Gene Ontology annotation, biological process: regulation of DNA-templated transcription.